Guillardia theta CCMP2712 is the source of this 2658-nucleotide messenger RNA. RefSeq lists its product as hypothetical. The coding region runs from base 1 to 2658 and encodes 885 amino acids. The transcript is spliced from 9 exons. Gene Ontology annotation, molecular function: protein binding; chromatin binding. Gene Ontology annotation, cellular component: nuclear replication fork. Gene Ontology annotation, biological process: DNA repair; mitotic cell cycle; DNA-templated DNA replication. Lineage: Eukaryota; Cryptophyceae; Pyrenomonadales; Geminigeraceae. The record is from RefSeq and is a predicted model, not a curated record.
AUGGAACAGGAUCAGGAGGUCGGAGGCCCCCGUCAGAUGAAAAGGCUGACAACGAGAAAUGCUCACCUGGAGGGGUUUUGCUCCAUGCAAUUCGCCCCCGGGAUCAAGGACAGGAAACUUGUGACUUGCGGAAGUGACUGCCUUGUGAAGAUCCACGACCUGGAGAAGUACGGGGACGAAGGCAAUGAUGUGGAGGAGAUUGACCAUUUUCAUGGCCCAGUGCAUGUUGUGGCCGUCAGUCCCAACGGACAGAGUGUUGCAGCUGGUGGAGAAGAGAGCCUUGUGGCGUUGUUCAGAAUGGAGGAUGCAGAUUUUGAACGGAACGUCACUCGUUGCUCCCUUCCAAUCCGGGAUCUGGCUUUCAGCCAGGACAGUUCAUUCCUUGCUAUCGCUUCUGAUGACUCUGAGAUCAAAAUCGUCAACGUCAACAAUGUUGAAGAAUUCAAGACUUUGCAGGGGCAUGAAGGUGGUGUCAAGUCUGUGAGCUUUGAUCCAAAGAACGAAUUCUUGCUCUCCACUGGAUCCGAUCGCAGCCUCCGUAUCUGGGAUGUUGAGUCUGGAACAGAGAAGCACAAAAUCAGCCAAGUCCUGGAAAAGGAUGCUGCAUCUUCCAUCAAGGAUGGUGUCCCUGCCAACCUGUGCAGAGUAGCAUGGUCCCCCGAUGGAUCAAUCUUUGCAGUUGCAGGUUCUCGCGACAUCAAGAUCUUUGAGCGGGAAGACUGGAAAGAGGCAGAAUCGUGCGUUGGUGGACAUUUGCAAAAUGUCACCGAUCUUGCAUUCAGCUCCAACGGGCUUUAUUUGCUGUCUGUCGAUACCUCCGGUGUCAUUGUGAUAUGGGAUAUCAGCUCAAGAGAGUCCAUCAAGAGGUACGAGAACUCAUCAAAGAUUCUGUCUGCAAGAUGGGACCCUUUUUCGAACAGUAUUGCUUUGAUAUCUGUUGAAGGAACAUACGGACUCGUUGAUGGUGUUAUUCCAAGCGACAAAAUUGGUCCAAAUGACAGAGUAGAUAGUGACCAAGCAGAUGUCGAUUCAGUUGGUGAUUUAGAUGAAGAUGCGCUGGACUUGGAUCAAGCAGACCCAUCUGCAUAUAAACAAUCCAACGUGCAGUCAGUGUCUAUAAGUCGCCCGAUUCCUCAAGCUUCCUUUCAGCCUCAGUCGACGCCAGUUGAAUUGAAGAGAAGAUUUCUCACCUACACCACUGUUGGGCAUAUCACAAGUCGCAACGAAUCGACAUACAACGCUAUCGAAAUCGAAUUUGCAGAUAUCAACACUCAUCGUCCAAUCAGGUUCAACGAUUUCACAGGAUUCACGAUGGCCGCAAUGGACGCUUCAGGGGCUGUAUUUGCAAGUCCUCAGGUCAGAGAAAGGAAUGGAGAUCUGAAUUUGAGCACUUUAUCAUAUCGCCCCUUCGAUUCGUGGGCAUCCCAGUCAGAUUGGACAACAACCAUGCCUGAGAAUGAGGAGAUUAUGGCCGUCGCAACGAGCGAAUCUUGGGUAGCUGCUGCCACUUCAAAACGGAUUUUGCGAAUCUUCAGCACUAGUUGUGUCCAGUUGAUGACAGUGAUGUUCCCAGGACCUGCACUCUGUAUGCACGGCUGCAAUGACUUCCUAUGCUUUAUCUAUCAUACACCUUCGUCUCCUUCACUGUCUGGAGAUCAAGAAUUGCAAUUCCUCCUCAUGAAUAUCAGUACGAAGACGACAGUCGCACGCGGACCAGUGUGUUUGUCUCCUGGAUCAAAAUUGGAAUGGUUGCAGGUAACAGAGACAGGCAUGGUAGCGAUAAUGGAUUCAGAAGGCAUGGUAAUGGUGUACAGUCAUGCAGAAUUCUCGGGGCAAUGGAUCCCGAUGUUGGACAUCAAGACUUGCAACAAGCAUCAACGUGACUGGUUCUGGCCUAUUCGGAUCACGGACUCUAAUUUGCUCGGUGUCGUAUGCAAGAUUGAGAAGAGGUACCCAGACGUGCCCCAGCCAGUGCUAGUCAAGUAUGACUUAAAGAUGCCGAUCCUUCCGGGCCAUGACUUGGAGGAACCAUGGUUGAGAGGCAGCAUCUUCGUCAAUUUUCAAGCUUCUCAAUCCGGAGGUGACGACGACGACAUUGAUGUGAUGAAGUUGGAGUUGGACAAGAAGUUGAUUCAACUCAUCAACGCAGCAUGCGAGCAGAUUUCUAGCGAGAAAGCGCUCGAAGCAGCCAUCACGCUUGCAAACCGCCAUAGACUUCCCAACCUUGCUGAGAUCAUGGACGAAUAUCGACAAGUGAGAUUCCAGGAGCUUGAGGUUGAGGAAGAAGAGCCGAUGAUGCUGAUGGAGGAAGCCCCGGUAGAAGAGCAUUCUGAACCUGCUUCGCCGACUAGAGACCAGAUGGACGAGGAACCUGAAGAGGUUCACAAUGAGCCUCGACGGUUUGUUGAUCCGAGCCCAAGCUCGCGCUCCAAAGCAGAGACCCCGACGGGGCGUCCCAUCAAGGACAACAAGUCUAACUUGUCGAAUCUUUUCUCCGUGAAGAACAAGCUGAUCAACAAGUCCGACUCUGCCCCCAAGGGAAACUUCAUGGAAAAGAUCAACGCUAUUAAGAAGAGCAGCUCCACUAGCAAACCCAAGGCAGCUCCAGCUAUGCCCUUCGGUGUCAGUCGCCUUGGCAAGAGCAAGACGGGGAAGUGA